Molecule: messenger RNA, 2136 nt
Organism: Aplysia californica (California sea hare)
Lineage: Eukaryota; Metazoa; Mollusca; Gastropoda; Aplysiida; Aplysiidae
Product: tRNA methyltransferase 10 homolog A
Exons: 7
Coding region: 60-1328 (422 amino acids)
Biological process (GO): tRNA N1-guanine methylation
Cellular component (GO): nucleus; nucleoplasm
Molecular function (GO): tRNA binding
Source: RefSeq, a predicted model, not a curated record
GUGAUUUUCACUUCAAACAAAAUGGCGCCGUACAGUUGUUUGACGUGACCUAUCAUCCUAUGUUAAAUCAUUUUUACUAUUGGUCAGCAGAAGUGUUUGUGUUUUUAUUUCCCUCUCUUUUAAAACAAUUAAGUACUGCUGUUACAAUAGGGAAUAUGGAUCACUGUGAUAUAAACAAGUCUGAAGACAAAGGUGUCGUGGAUGACACCCAAAAGUUGUCAAAGAAUCAACUGAAGAAGUUGAAAAGGAAGGAACGAUGGUUGGCCGUGAAGCAAGAGCGAAGGCAGCAGGAAAAGCAGAAAAGGAAACAGCGUCUUGCAGAAAGAAGAGAAAAAGGAGAGGAUAUUGGUCCCAAUAGAAAGAGAUUGAAGACAAAUACUAUGAAAAACUCCUCCUGCAAAAUCCAAGUUGUUUUGGACCUUUCUUUGGAUGAAUACAUGAAUGACAAGGAUGUGACAUCCCUGACCUGCCAGCUACGUCACUGCUACUCAGCCAACAGGAGAGCCCAGAAUCCCUUACAGAUGCACUUCUGUGGUUCGUCUGGAAAAACCAUGAAGCGGCUGGAUGAAAUUGGUGACUACAAGGGAUGGGACGUCUAUGUUGACACCCGGCCAUAUGAUGAAGCCUUCUCCAAAGACAGCCUUGUAUACUUGACUAGCGAAUCUCCAAACAUCCUCUCUGACUUGUCCGAGGAUAAAGUUUAUGUCAUCGGCGGCUUGGUGGACCACAAUAAGCACAAGGGACUGUGUCAUCAACUGGCAGAGGACAAAGGUAUUGCACACGCCCAACUGCCCAUAGGGGAUUACUUUGAGAUGACAACUCGAAAAGUUCUUGCUGUGAACCACGUGUUCUCAAUGCUUCUGAGGUUCACCGAGUUACAUGAUUGGAAAAAGGCUUUCCUGUCAGAAAUGCCACAAAGAAAGCAAGCUAGUCUAAAAGAAAAAAAUGCAGACACAGCUGAGGAGGAAAAAGAGGGGGAACUAGAAGAGGAGGAUGAAGAUGGACAGGAGGAGGAGUUUGAACAGGGAGAAGAAAGUGAUAAUGAAAAGAGGAAAGACACCACAUCUGGAACUACACCACCAGAAAGUUGUGUUGAGAGUGAAAAAAGUUUGGAGGGAAAGAAUCGAGUUACUGGCAAUAACGGGGAGGAGAGUGGUAGUUCAGGAUGCUGCUCUGGUGCAUCUGAUGAGAGAAGUUGUGGUCAGAUGCAGGAGAGUGGCACAUCAGUUGUGGUAGAGAAGGAAAAAGAUCUGAGAGGACACAAUACUGACAAAGAUGAUCAAGUGUCAGAUGCUCAAAGCACCACAGGAGCUGAAAUGCAAAGCUGACACAACACUUCUUGUUUAUUUUAUUUUUAAAUCAUCUCAUGUACCUUUCCAAAAUAGUAUGGUGGAGUCUGCUUAAACCGAUCGCGGAUAAUCCAAAAACAGCAGUAAACCGAAAGAAAAUAAAUUCCCUGAUUUUUUAUUUUUUUUCUAUUUGAGAAACCUCUCUAAAUCGAAAACCCGGCUUAACCAAAUAAAAUUUGCUAGUCCGGUAGAUUUCAGUUCAAGCAGACUCCACUGUAUCCUUGGAACACCUGCAAUGUAAUUAGUCAUUUUUGGACAUGCCGCAUUAAGAAUUAAGUUGUGAGAGAUUUUAUUGGCAGAACUUAAUACUUGUCAUUGUUGUAGAUCUGAAUCUAAAAGUUGUGUUAUAGCUUCUUUCCUUAACCCCGGAAUGGAUUUCCAAGGUUUGACAGAAUUGAUUUUUUGGGUUUAAUGAGCUAAAUGUUACUGGUUAUUUCACUUGAAGUCAGUAUUUAAAAUCUAAUAACAUAUGUCCAUGGUGAAGGAAACAGAGGCCAUGCAUGAGAUUUAGAAGAAAACUAUUCCAGAGUAUUUUUCUUGAACACAGGGCUCUACAUUGUGUACCGAUGUAAUUUGCUCUAGAAGCAAAAGGAAAGAUUGCGGUAUGUUAACCAAACUUUUAUUGAGCUGUCACGUUAUAGAACUUGUUGCUUAUAAUAUUGGAUAGGCUUGUAUGUUUUUACAAGUGCGAGCUUUAUUUUGCCUUUUCUCUUAUACAGUGGAACUCGGAUUCAACAAGGUCGCCGGGCCUGACUUAAAAUCUCGUUGAAUCCGAGUGUUCAUUACA